Molecule: messenger RNA, 5150 nt
Organism: Microplitis mediator
Lineage: Eukaryota; Metazoa; Arthropoda; Insecta; Hymenoptera; Braconidae
Product: ankyrin-3-like
Exons: 2
Coding region: 450-4451 (1333 amino acids)
Molecular function (GO): protein binding
Source: RefSeq, a predicted model, not a curated record
GUGGGCGAGUAUAUUUCAGUAGAGUAUAUUAUUGUUUAUUAAUAACUAAUUGUUAGAACAAGAACUAAUUUAGUAGAAAAUAAAUAAAAUAUACAAUAAUUUAUACUUUUGAAAGUUAUUUAUGGCUUAAAUAAAUAUUUUAUAGCAAUUGAAAAUUUGGAGCUGUAAAAACGAGGUCUGUCUACAGAUUACAGAAAAGAGACACGGCAGGCUCGCGCUACACACUCACACACAUACGUGUGUUUGAACGUGUACUUGGUGACACGUGGCCCAAUCGGGACGAUAGCCAAAAAAAAAAAAACGUGUACUUGGCGCGCGACACUGCCGUUUUUCAGGAUUACAUAGAUCACUGGGUUAUCGAAAUCGGGUGGUAGAAUUUCGACGCUUAUUAAUCAAUAGCAACGGCUAAAGAAUAAAUAAAAACAACAAAUAUAAAUAAUUGUUGUAAAAUGAUUAGACAACAGACUGCAUCGGAAUUGCCAUAUGAGGAAGUUCGUUAUCGGAUUCUGCAAAGAAUUAUGGACGUUGAUACAAAAUGUAAAGAAGAAUCAGGGGAAGAGAUGACAGCCUUUCAACUUGCGGUAAAACAACAAGACUGGAAAUUAAUUGAUUUCCUUCUAAAAAACAACGUUGAUGUUGAUACUUACACAUCAAAAUGUGAACCGGCACUUUUUUUGGCUAUUAGAUAUGGUAAUGUGGGUUUAAUUACUACGUUAAUUCGUCAUCAAGCUAAGAUAAAUAUUACGUAUAAUGAUAAUACUCCCCUGAACUUGGCUGUUAAUCAAAACAAUUACGCAAUUGCUGAACUUCUUAUCAGACAUGGAGCCGAAGUAAAUGCUCGGACUAAAAAAAAUCAGAGCCCUCUGCAUAUCGCCAUUGAAAAAAAUAAUAUAAAUUUAGUAAAACUGCUGAUUAAAAACAACGCUAAUGUUAAUGUAGUAACAACAAAUGAUGAAACAGCUCUAAUUUUGUCUAUAAAAAAUGAAUAUUUCAAUUUAUUCAAAAUAUUGUUGGAUGCUGGUGCUGAAGUAAAUCUGGUAAAUUUGCCACCGUUAUUCUUGGCCGUUGAAAAAAAUUGCUACAAAAUGACUGAACAUCUGAUUGAAGUAGGAGCUGAUAUUAAUAUUAUCUACAAGAAUAAGACACCAUUAAUAAUUGCCGUUGAAAAUGAAAAUAUGAAGAUCGUUAAAUUAUUAAUUAAAAAUAACGUAGACAUUAAUAUUGAAGUAGCAGUCGACAAGACAGCUCUUUCAGCAGCGAUUAUAAAAGGUAAUUUUGUCAUAUUUAAAAUGUUAGUUGACGCGAUCGCUGAUUUAAAUUCCUCCAAUUUAUUGCCACUACAUUUGGCUGUUUUGCAAGACAACUAUGAAUUUACGGAAUAUUUGAUCAGUUCCGGAGCUGAUGUCAAUUCUCUUGAUGGCAGACGACAAACACCAUUGCACAUUUCCGUUAGAAAGAAAAAUACAAAAAUAAUCAACUUAUUACUUAAGAACGAUGCUGAUGUUAACGCCUUUGAUAAUUAUAAUCUGUCACCAUUAAAGAUUGCUCUUAUCAACGGAAAUGAACAAAUCGUGGAGUUAUUACUUGAUAAAGCUGAAAUAACUGUCAAAAAAAAUUUGAUAUCACUUUUAAAAUUUGCUUGGAAAAAUAGUACUUUUAAAAUUUUUGAAUUAUUAUUUGACGUUGGUCUUAAAAUAUAUCCAUUGACUGCUGGCAAAAUUGUGCCACCGCUACAUAUGGCUGUUAUUAAAAAUAAUUUUGAAGCUUUCAAUGAUUUGAUUAACGAUGGGGAUGAUAUCAAUGGUUCAUUUUGGGGAAAAACGCCACUAGAGAUUGCUGUUGAAAGAGAGAACAAAAAAAUUAUAGAAUUACUAGUUAAAAACAAAGCAAACGUUAAUUUGAAAAACGAGGAAAGUAUUCUUAAAGUGGCUGUUGAAAAAGAUGACUUUAAAUGGAUGCGAAUGUUGGUUGACGCCGGUGUUGACGUUGAUUCUGGAGCAAUAUUAGAGCAAGCAAUUGAAGAAAAUAAUUAUGAAAUAGUGGAAUAUGUUAUUUCUAAUGGAGCUGAAAUCAAUAACGCUUAUGAUUAUGGUGAAUGCAGAAUGACACCGUUAGAACAUGCUGUUAAAAGGGGAUAUCAGCAAAUCGUUAAAUUGCUGAUUGAAUAUAACGUCGAUGUUAACCACAGAUCUUUUUUGGAACCUGGAUGUCUAAUUACAGCCAUAAAAAAUGAUAAUUUUGAAAUAUUCCAAUUACUUUUGGAUGCUGGUGCUGAUAUCCAUAUAUUUUAUAACGGAAAAUCUUUAAUAUUUAUGGCUGUUGAUAAAAAUAGUUAUGAAAUUACCAAACACUUAAUAAAUCACGGAGCUGAUGUAAAUACAUGUUUUCGUGAUAAAACACUAUUAUAUCGUGCUGUUGAGAAUGAGAAUGAAAGAAUAGUGGAGUUAUUGAUUAACAAUAAAGUCGAUGUUAAUAAAAUUAUUAAAGACAAAUAUUUAUUGAAUUCAUUUCCGACAGCUCUUUAUAAAGCUGUUGAAAUUGGUAACUUAAAUAUAGUAAAAAUAUUAAUCAACGCUCCUAAUAUCGAUGUAGAUUUAUCUGGUAGAUUGAAUGAUCUACCGUUACAUGAAGCGAUUCGUAAAAACAACUACGAAAUAACCAAGUGCUUAAUAGAACAUGGAGCGAAUAUUAAUACUAAAUAUGAAAAUCCAUUAAAUAUUGCCAUUAAUAAUGGAAACAAAGAAAUAGUUCAACUACUUAUAGAUAAUAAGGUAAAGGUUGAUAACCUCGUCGAUUCACCUUUUGUUGCAGCUGUUGAAAAUAAUAACUUUGAAAUAUUAGAAAUAUUAAUUCAUACUAAUGAGGCCGGAGUAAAUCCAUCGUUAAGCAAGCCACCAUUACACGCAGCUGUUCGUAAAAACAACUACAAUAUGACCGAGUAUUUGAUUAAUAAGGGAGCGCGUGUCAAUACUUCUUAUGACAAUAAAACACCAUUACUAAUUGCUGUUCGUUGUCAACACAGAGAAAUCGUUCAAUUACUGAUCAAAAAUAAAGCAGACGUUGAUUUCAUUACUGAAUCUGGAGUAACAGCUCUCGGUAUUGCUGUUGAGAAUAAAAGUUUAGAAUUGGUGAAAAUAUUAUUGGAUGCCGGCGCUAACACAAAUCCUUCCUCCAGCAAUCCACCAUUACAUAUUGCUAUUCGUUGUCGAAAGACGAUAGAAAUUAUGAAAUUACUGAUCAAAAAUAAAGCAGACGUUGAUUUCGUUACUGAAUCUGGAGUAACAGCUCUCGGUAUUGCUGUUGAGAAAAAAAAUUGUACACUAGUCAAAAUAUUAUUGGAUAGUGGUGCUGACGUCAAUUUUUCUUCUGAUAAAGGUUACUUGCCAUUGCAACUUGCGAUCAUGAAACGCAACUAUCAAAUCGCUGAAUGUCUGAUAAAUCGCGGUGCAAAUAUAAAUGCUCUUUGCCAUUGUCAAAAAUUGUCUUUAGGGCGUGAUACUUAUGAUUAUUUCUAUUCAUUUACUAAUUGUAUCAGUGAUCCACAAUGUACUUUACUACAGUUUGCCAUUAACAAGAACGAAACUGCAAUCGUAAAACUAUUGAUUGAAAAUAAGGUUGACAUGAGGUUGGUUGAGAAAAAUGAUCCACUAUUUAUGUUCGACAUUGCUCAAUAUCGGAGUCCUGAAAUAUUGGAGCUGAUAUUGUCUACUCAAGUUAAUGUCAAUUGCAUUGAUACUCGCGAGCUUAGUUGUAGGGAAACUCUUCUGCAUGCGGCUGUAAAAGUGAAAUAUCCGAGUAUUGAAAAAGUAAAAUUGUUGCUAAUGAGCGAAAAUUUUAUUGAUAUUAAUGCACUAACAAGCGAUGGUAAAUCUGCUCUUCAUUAUGCUGUCGAUAGAGGUCAUGUGCCUACUGUGAAUGUUCUUCUAAAUGCAGGUGCUAAAAUUGAAGUUGAGAAGUAUGGCAGUAUGAGACCUUUUGAUUAUCGAUCUAACUUUUGUAAAACAAUGAUUAUGAUACAUGUUGUUAAACUAAAAGCUGCUAAUUUACAUCUUGGCUAUGAAAGUUUAGACGAUCUAAGUGAUGGAAAAUUCAAUGUUCUGUAUGUCGAGUGCUUGAAGGAAGUUGAACUGAUGAAAAAAACAAAAAUCGUGAAAACUAAUUUAUCAUAUUACGAUGUAAUAACUAAGGGCAAGCAUAAAAUAGCUUUAGGUUUGUGUCGUACUAAUUUUUACGUCGAAAUUGACCGCAAAUUGAUAUCAUUACAAUUCCCAUUAUAUGGCGGAAUGAUCAGAUACCGCCUAGAUGAAGCUCGAAGAAGACGGCAAUUAUUAGAAAAAUCUAACAAGUUUCUUUCUCUUGUUUUUCAUGGUAACUUGUCGUAUGAUGUUAUAACUCAAAUAUAUUAUUAUUUAAGUUCUAGAGAUUUAAAAAUUUUAUCUUUACGUUCAUGAUAUCACUAUUUAAUGGGCUUGUGACAAAAUAUAAAUGAUGUCUUUUUCAUGUAGGAAAUUAGUUUAUGUUUUAAUCCUUUAAUAAAAAAAAUACAUGAAAUAUUAAACUCAACUCAGAAAAGUGUAAUGAAUCCAGGUUUUAAAAAAAUGCAACACGGUGAUUUUCCUAAAAAUAGGGCACUUUUUUUUUAAAUAUAAAACUCUUAUAUUCAUUACAAAAGUUAAGUAUUGCGUAGACAAACCUGAAUAUUUAGUUAAUUCUAUAAUUAAAUGAUUAAUAUUUCGUUAAUUUUGAUUAUAUUGUAAUUGAAUUAAAUAUAAAUAUAAUAAUUAAAAAGAAAUUAAUAUUUUAAAACAAUGGAAUAGAAUAUUUAUUAUUGCUACGAAUGCUAUAGAUGGAAGAGAAUAAUCGUAGAAUUCAUGACUAUUUCCAUGAUUAUUUUCCAAUAUCGAAAUUUUGGAAAUUGCUACUAAUAGCAGAUAGCAAGUAGCAAGUAGUAGAUAGCAAAUAUCAAAUUCAACUCCGCCAUCCAUCUUACGUUAUUAAUUUAUGAUAUUUUUACAUUACAGAGAGACCACAAAAUAACUAUAUUUAAAUUUAUCAGUAUAAAUAGCAAUUAUUGAUUAAUUUUGCAGUCAACUACUCAUUAUUCAGGCUGUCACAUAAUAUUUUCGAUUUUUGUCAAAGAUAUUUAAAUU